AUGAAGAUAUGUGUACGCUAUCUCGGUGACCCUGGUUAUAAACAAGGUAUUGGUCAGGAACUUGGUGUUACUCAACCAACGGUAUCUCGGACUGUGGAUAGAGUUGUGAACAGCAUAGUUGCACAGUCGAACGAAUGGAUAAAGAUUCCAACUUCCAACCAUGAACUGAUGGAGGCCAAUCGGAUAUGGCAAAACAUGUAUAAAUUUCCGUCAGCAAUUGGUGUAAUUGAUUGUACACAUAUAGGAAUCCUGAAAUCAAAUCGCCAUGCAGAUCAGUAUAUCAACCGAAAAGGGAAACCUACUUUAAAUGUGCAAGAAACUUGUGAUGUCAGAGAGAUGUUCACAAGUGUUGAUGUCAGUUGGCCUGGAUCAGUGCAUGAUUCCAGAAUAUGGAGAAAUUCACAGACUAGAUCACAACUUGGCGAUGACGGUUAUGGUAUUGAGCCAUGCCUCAUGACUCCCUUCAGAAAUCCUACUCCAGGUGCAGAAAUAAAUUAUAAUAAGCUUUUAAAACAAGAAAGAGUUAUAAUUAAACGCUGUUUCGGCCAAGUGAAACGCCGGUUUCCUGUCCUACAGUAUGUUUGCCGGGUAAAGUUGGAAAAUGUAGAAUUCUAG
Molecule: messenger RNA, 615 nt
Organism: Acanthoscelides obtectus
Lineage: Eukaryota; Metazoa; Arthropoda; Insecta; Coleoptera; Chrysomelidae
Source: the annotation of a GenBank genome assembly